Messenger RNA from Phragmites australis (common reed), 3743 nucleotides. Its product is annotated as disease resistance protein RGA2-like. The coding region runs from base 3 to 3551 and encodes 1182 amino acids. NCBI's taxonomy places the organism in Eukaryota, Viridiplantae, Streptophyta, Magnoliopsida, Poales, Poaceae. The record is from RefSeq and is a predicted model, not a curated record. Gene Ontology annotation, biological process: defense response to other organism. Gene Ontology annotation, molecular function: ADP binding. The transcript is spliced from 2 exons.
AGAUGAAGCAUAAAGUUGUCAAAUCCGUUAAACAUGUCGGCAUUUUGGAUAAGACCGUGAAACAAUUUACUCACCGCGGCACACUCAAGAGGUUGAGGAAAGCUAUGGAGGGUUUAGACAAGGUUGCUACGGAAGUGGUGGCGAUUCUCACAGUCACUGAACAUCGCAACAACAUUGCUUCUGGUAGUCAGCCACAGGUGAACUACAACUGUGAUACAGGUUCAACAUUAACUGCUCCUUACUUUGUUGGGCGAGAAAUGGAGAAGGAACGGAUAGUUCGAUGGCUGAACAGGACAUCAGUUGAAGCUUUUGAAAUUGUGACAAGUACUUACCAUGUUCCUAUUCUUUCCGUAGUUGGUCAUGGUGGAAUGGGGAAGACUACAUUAGCUCAACAUGUAUGUGAACAGGAGGUUGCAAAGAGUUUCAAGGUUAUAUGGGUCUGUGUAUCUAAUAGGUUUGAUGCAACAUCCGUGACAAGCAAAAUACUAGAAUCUGUUACAGGGGCAAAACCUAGUGCAGAUCACUUAGAGGCGCUUCAACAGAAACUCAAACAGGAACUGGAGUCUGUAAAAUUUUUCCUUAUUUUAGAUGAUGUUUGGGAAUGUAAGAAAAAAGAUGAAUGGGAAAAGAUAUUUGCUCCUCUGAGGAAAGGGGCGAGUGGGAGCAAAAUUUUAGUAACAACCAGAAUGCGAUCAGUAGCAGAUAUGGCUGCCAAUGCCAUGGGGGUUGAAGGAGAGUGCUUGGAAUUAGAAGGGCUGCAAGAAGCUGAAAAUCUUAAGCUCUUCAAUUAUCAUGUCUUUUCUGGUCGGAAUCCAAAAGAUUAUGGAGAUUUAAAAUCAAUCGGAGAACAAAUUGCAAAGAAACUGGGAGGAUGUCCAUUGGUAACAAAGGUUGUCAGUGGUCAUUUACGGUGUAAAAUGUGUUUUCAAUACUGGAGCAGUUUCUUGCAAGAAGGUCUGGAACAUUUUAAAGGAAGUGAAGAUGAUAUCAUGCAAGUCCUCAAAUUAAGCUACCACUACCUGCCAACAGAGCUUCAGAUUUGCUUUCGAUACUGCAGCUUAUUUCCGCAGGACUAUAAAUUUAAAAAGAAAGAUUUAGUGUUGAUGUGGCUUGGUUCAGGAUUGAUCUCACAGGACGGAAAUGGACUGAGGAGGCUUGAGGACAUUGGGGAGGAAAUUUUGGCUAUGUUAACUAGUAAAUCAUUCUUAGAUAUGAAAUUCAAAAUAAUUCAAUAUAGUCAGAGAAAAGAAGAAUAUUACGUAAUGCAUAACUUAAUGCACGAAUUGGCACAGCAUGUAUCUUCUGGUGAAUGCACAACAAUAAUUGAUCCUAGCAUAUUGGAAAAUGAGAAGGACACUGUUCGACAGCUACGUAUUGCUUGCAUUGACAAACUAUCUACUGAGGAGGUCAAGAAAAUCACACGUUUUAAGAAUCUUCGCACUAUUAUUAUUGAUGGUCCAGGUUUCAUUAACAAGGUUAUGUUACAUACGGUUGAGAGCGUUAUAGAAAGCUCAAAAUCCUUGCGUCUAUUGAGAUCAAAUUUGGAGAAUACAUACCAUCUUCCUAAACUUGCUGAUUUAAAGCACCUUCGUUAUGUCUAUCUGCAUAGGAUAUCAUCCGAGGGAAUAUGUGGACUUGUCAAACUUUAUCACUUACUGCUAGUUGAUUGUUUGAAUGAUUGGAAGGAAGAACCAAGACAAGCAAGGUAUUUGGGGAACAUUGAUCAUCUGCGAUAUGUAAAUUAUGGGCCAUAUAGAAUUGGCAUGUUUCCAAUUGGAAGACUCACUUCUCUUCAGGAGCUGCACAACUAUCGGGUACAAGGAAGUAAGGGUAACAGAAUAAGUGCUAUCGGGAACCUGAAAACUCUCCGGGAACUAGAGGUAUUGGGUCUUGAGAAUGUUGAGAGUCUUGAAGAAGCUGAUAAUGCCAAGUUAAAUGAAAAACAAUAUCUCAACUCUCUAUCUCUUUCGUGGUCAGCAUGGGCUAGUGUGGAAAACAGUAAAGAUGACUUGAUUCUUGAUCACCUUGAACCACAUGCUAAUAUUAGAAACUUGAAAAUUUCUGGAUAUGGCGGCGCAAGACUUCCUGUUUGGAUUGAGAACCUCCGUGUCAAAAACUUGGUGUCACUUGAGUUGGCGAGAUGUUUAUAUUGGGAACACCUGCCUUCACUUGGAGAACUCACAUUUCUUAAGAAACUUUGGUUGGAGUGCCUUCCUAGCCUACAACAGAUUGGUCAAUCAUCUCAGCUGUCCAACAUUAGUUGUAUUGAUUCUUACCUUCCUCCAAAUCUUGAGACUUUGAUUGUAAGACGUUGCAAAGAACUGACGCAGUUACCAAUCCUACCACCAAGCUUGGUUCACUUGGAAAUAAGUAAGGUUGGGUUGACCAAACUCCCGAGGAUAGGCAACCUAAACGGAGAGUGCAUUGAUACCAAGCCAUCUAAAUUGCUGUUUGUCAGUGUUGAAGAAUGCGAGUGUUUGACCUCACUUGAAAGAAGCCUUCGAUUGCAAAUGCAGUACAUCAGAACUAUCCAUGUCCUACGCAUCAGCGACUGUAAAGAACUGGAGUCUGCGCCCUUGUCGUUCGAAGAAAUGAGUGAGCUUAGAGAACUCGAUAUCAGAAAUUGUCCGAAGCUAAGGACAUCAAGCGAGCUUGAAGGCAAGAUCCUGCCGCCAUCACUUGAAAAUCUUACAAUCAAGCAGUUUGGUGACCUAGAACAGUCGCUGAUCAAGUCACUUCAUGGACUCGCUAACCUUUCUGAGCUGGUGCUGGAGAACUGCCCGGGCCUGGUAUCCCUGCCCUCAGCAGAUGUGUGCAAGAGUCUCAAAUCACUGAAGUUCAUGGAGAUUAUCAGGUGCGAGAAUCUCUCGUCGUUUGGUGGGCUCGGCUCCCUUCGAUCCCUUAUUGUGCUGAAAAUCAGCACCUGCAGUAAGCUCACAGAAGUUGGCUUGUCUCUAACUCCACACGCAUCUGCUCCUUCUGCUGCUGAUUCUGCUGCUGGUAUAGAAGAGGUGAAUCUGGUGGUGCCUGCCAGCUCCCUGCAGAUCGACUACCUUGAAGUUGAUCUCCCAUACGUAUUGAACAUUGAGCCUCUCAAGAGCCUCUGCCACACCAAAGGAUUGGUCAUUAGAGAUGGAAUGCAGAUGGAGAGCUUACCUGAACAAUGGCUCCUGCAGAACCACAAAGAACUCCGAUCACUGAAGGUGUUGAGUGCCAAUUCCUUGGAGUCUCUGCCGCUAGGUAUGCGAGACCUGAGCUCUCUCAACUUCUUGCUUCUAUCAGGUGUUGAGAAACUCCGAUCACUUCCGGACCUGCCCUCCUCCCUGCAGUGGCUUCAUGUUAUGGGCUGCUGUCCAGAGUUGGAGACACAGAUUAGAGUAAAGGACAUCCCUGAAUGGAAUAAGAUCUCCCACAUCCCCAAGGUGCACAUAGCCGCUGUCAAGACUGUCCAGUCUCCUCACAUUUUUCAUGCACUCUAUGUAGGUGGUUAUUACUUCAUGUACGGCAAAGAAUGCAGCGAAGAGGCUAUUUAUGGACGAAGCCAUCAAUAAUCAUUGAAGCAUAAGCAUGUUUUACUCCAUCUAAUUCAAAUCUUCUACUGUUUUGCUUGCCAUUGUCUUCACUCGAUUCUUCUUGUGCGAUAUCUCUAAUAGCUUUAAUUCUUCACUGUAUUAGCCACGUAUGGUGUCAUGCCCCAGUUUUGGGGUGCUUUUGUGCGAAUGUAUUGGGUUGUUGCUUUUGGU